This is a messenger RNA of Dichomitus squalens LYAD-421 SS1, 2686 nucleotides long. RefSeq names its product clathrin adaptor mu subunit. Bases 18 to 1310 code for a protein of 430 amino acids. Gene Ontology annotation, cellular component: cytoplasmic vesicle; clathrin adaptor complex. NCBI's taxonomy places the organism in Eukaryota, Fungi, Basidiomycota, Agaricomycetes, Polyporales, Polyporaceae. The record is from RefSeq and is a predicted model, not a curated record. Gene Ontology annotation, biological process: endocytosis; intracellular protein transport. The transcript has 9 exons.
GCACCUUCCCCUCUAGCAUGGCCCUUGACGGACUCAUUAUCCUUGACACUACAGGACGUCCCAUCGUGCAGUCCGGCUUCCACUCCUUCCCGCCGGCUUACUCCCUUCUCCAUAUCGAUGCUGUGAAUACUGCACUUGCAAGUGCCAAGCGUCCGAGCGACGUGGAUCCUGUCAUAUACGUUCAAGGCCUUAACCUGGAGAGUCCCAGCGCGUGCUGCUAUAUGAAACGUGGGGAGCUGAGGUAUCUUUGUCCCGUGAGCGGAGAUGUGGACCCUUUAUACGCGUUUGCGUUCUUACAGACCUUCGUCGACAUCCUUCACGAAUACUUCGGGCAUCUGUCUGCUGAGACUCUGAAAGACAACUUUGACAUAGUGUAUCAGUUGCUUGAAGAAACUCUUGAUUCCGGAGGUCACCCCCUUACCACCUCUCCCAAUGCUCUCCGUGACAUAGUUCUCCCACCUUCACUUCUCCACAAGGUGCUCUCAGUGGCCGGUGUCUCCGGUCUGGCCAGCUCCACCGCAACAUCGCAUCCGUUCGCGUCGCCCAUCCCAUGGCGGAAAGCUGGAGUACGCUACAACAACAAUGAGAUUUACUUCGAUGUUGUGGAGACACUUGAGGCGAUAGUGAACAAGAAUGGGACACCAGCAGUGAGCACUGUAUGGGGGCGUGUCGACUCGAAUUGCAAGCUGUCGGGCACGCCGGACUUGCUGCUCACGUUUUCGAACGCGCAAUCACUGCUCGAUUGCUCGUUCCACCCUUGCGUUCGCCUGCAGAGAUGGUCACGCGACAAGGUGCUCUCCUUCGUGCCACCAGACGGCAAGUUCAAGCUUAUGGACUACCGCUAUGCCCCCGCGACGGCCAGCGCCGUUGCGCAGACCUCGAUACCCUUUAUGCUACGUCCCACCGUCCAGAUCGACGAGCACGGAGGAUCCGUGGACCUGACACUCAGUUCGCGCCUGACCACACGGUCGAUGGAGAACGUGUUUGUAGAGUUGUACUUGGGCGACGGCGCGUCUGGCGCGAGCUGCACUGCGUCCCAUGGCGCGUCCUGGUCGUACAGUCCGAAGACGCAGACGUUGGUGUGGGAGCUGAAGCAGGUUGUCCCGUCAGCGAACUACAAUAUCCGUGGUACCUUUUCCUCAACAGCGGAACACCCACGACCAUCUCGUGCCUUCCGUGUGCGCUUCGAAGUACCCCAGUACAAUUACUCCGCCAUCAAAAUCGAGCAACUCAAGCUCACUGGGGAGGUCUAUAAGCCGUACAAAGGCAUGCGGGGCAGCUCGCUAGGUAACAUAGAGUGGAGAUGGUAGUCAUCAUUAGCCUUGCAUGUACAUGUAUACUCCUCAGAUUCCCGGAUGUCGCCCGUCGCGCGUGUGGGUCAGUGUGUAGACCCCAAGCCAAAUUAAGUGUACUUUUGGACUCUAUACGACUAUAUGUGAGUAAAAAGAUGCACGACAGAAUGCAAGCGAGCGAUCCCCGAUGAGCGAUCCAACCUCCGCAGCAAAUCCCGACAGAAGCUCACUGCCCUCCUCCGGCCUUGUCCAACGACUCAAAGCGGUUGCCGAGGGGCGUUGGCCCUAACGAUCGUCUCGUACACAUGGGUAACCUUCUGCCAGUCGACGACCGACCAGAAACGCUUCAUAUACUCCUCCUUGCCCCACACGCCGUACCCCGCGCUGAUCCACGCACGCUCGUGUACGGACACGCAGAAGAGCGGGAAGAGCGUCUCCGCGGUCUUCUUCCCGUCCCGCUCGGUCGCGUUCAGCGUCUUGUCGACGUCUUCGUAGGUGCCUCGUGGGCGCGCCCACGCCGACAUCGUCCGGUUGUGCCCAUGCGGGUCGAGCCCAGGGGCCCCGUGCGCGACACCUGACAACGGGGAGCUCGCUGCAGGGGGAGGCGAGGACGAAGCGCCUGCAGUGGGUCCGGGCGCAGGCUCGUGGGAGGGGUAAGGGAACACGUCCUCAGGUAAGGACUGGAAGAUGGGCUCGCCGACGAUGCGCUGCCACUCCUCGAACGCGGGGGACGGUUUGGAGGAGCGGACGAGGAGGGUGCCGGCGCCGAAGGUGGGGACGAUGCCGAGCUGGCCGUUCUGGUCCGUGACGAGCCAAAUGUAACCGGAGGAGAACAUGCCGAGGACGGCGGCGCUGAAGUUGGACUUGAAGUGCGUGAGGGAGCCGUAGUCGAAACUGAUGCGGCGAGAGAGGGACUUCCUGUCUGAAGGGUUGACAUGGAGCGCGGCUUCGUGGGAGGACGCGUCCGCAGGAGGGGGUUUAAGGUUUUCAAGGAAGAACGAGUUGUUCAGAGCCUCCGAUGCAUAGUUGAACUCCAAUACCUUAUUAGGGUCUCGGGCGGAGUCAAUGAUAGUCUGGACUAUGCUCUUAUUCUCCAGAGAGGUACCUCGGAUUUGGUCAUUCAAUCUAUCUAAGAGCCCCUGCUGGUAGUCCUCCGCAAUCAUCUUGAGUGAGUGGGGAGGGAGGAACGACCCUAAGCCCUCCUCGACCGGAUACGAGAGCUGCUUCCGUUGAUGGAGCGCUCUUGACUGAAUGCGACAUGAGCGAGGGGCUGCACGCGCCGCACGCGAGGUGCUGGCCGCGACGCGAAGACCAAAGCUGGACAUUGUGCCGCGUCAGUGAGGACAACAAAGGCGGGAGUUGGGACAGGGCCGGGAGCACGCGAGACACGAGAC